Molecule: messenger RNA, 1149 nt
Organism: Neurospora tetraspora
Lineage: Eukaryota; Fungi; Ascomycota; Sordariomycetes; Sordariales; Sordariaceae
Exons: 3
Coding region: 115-1149 (344 amino acids)
Source: RefSeq, a predicted model, not a curated record
GCACUCACACAUUGCGUCGAACUGUGCGUCAGUCGUCUGUAUGUAAGUGGCAAGUAGCUUGCCCAUAGCAACAACAACAAGACGUCCGGACUACACAUCGUCAAUAAUACUACAAUGGAGAGGCAACAGGAGGGGCGCUGCGAAAAGUUAGAGAGCUUUUUGCGACUGCUCGGAAACGAGAUCAAGGACUCGGACGACGCUGAUGAAGAGACAUAUGAUCUCUACGCCCAAGACUUGCCCUCAUCAGAUCUGGGUAUUAUCGACCCCAAGACCACCGAGUUGCAACUCACCGUGGCCGGUCGAGAGCUCACGAUCCAUCAAUCCCCAGGAAUCCUUUCCUCGGCCCGUGCCGGAGGUACCACCGGAGCCGUAACAUGGCGAAUAACCCCCCUCUUCGCAACCUGGAUUUCCUCCGCCUCCAACCCUCUCACCAACCACCUCAACCUCCUUAACAACCCUUCAUCAACAAUAAUCGAACUAGGCGCCGGCACCUCCGCCAUCGUCGGCCUCCUUCUCGCUCCGCGCGUGGGUAGGUAUGUGCUUACCGACCAGGGGUAUGUGGCGAAGCUGGUUGAGCGCAACAUUACGGAAAAUUGGGCUUCGGUAUCUCAACAACAACAACAACAAACUAGCAGCGGCGGCAGCAAGAGCAGAAAAGGAGGUCCGUCGAAACAGAAAGAUAAGAGCGGUGGCGGCGGCGCGGAAGCAGGAGGACCUGGACCCGGUGAACGGCUCGUCUUCCGGGCACUAGACUGGGAAACCGACACGCCCACCUCCUCCCUAGCUCACCCCGUCUCCUCCUCCUUCGACCUAGUCCUGGCAUGUGAUUGCAUCUACAACGAAGCCCUAGUCGAUCCGUUCGUCUCUACCUGCGUCGACAUUUGCAAGCUACGACGACACUCCGACACCACAGUCGCCGCCGGGGACAAGAAGAGGCCAGCAGCGGUGGUAGUGGUCGCGCAAGUCUUGAGAGAUUCGGAUGUGUUUAAUGCGUGGAUUAAGCGGUUUGUGCAGGAUUUUCGGUGUUGGAGGGUGCCUGAUGAGAUGAUGAUUGAUGAGUUGAAGAGCGAGGGUCAAGGGGGAAGUGGAGGAGGAGGAGGGACGUCGGGGUUUGUGGUGCAUGUUGGGGUUUUGAGGGAGGGGAGGUGA